AGGAAUGUUCUAAUCCAUUUUCCAGAGUGGCUGGACUUUUUGCAACACCACCAGCAAUUAAUAAGAGCUCCAGUUCCCUCACAUCCUCUCCAAUACUUGAUAUUGUCAGGGUUUUUUUUUUUCUUUUAAAUCAUCCCAAGGAGGUCUUUAAAGCCUAAUCAUAGUCACAUUCUACAAGAUGGCCUCACACACUGGGCGGAGGAGAGUUGAUGAGACUAGGAAGAACGUGAUGGUCCAGGCCAGAGAGAGUGGGAAUGAGGGAAGGGGAAGAUCCCAGAGCAGUUCAGUGGGGGUGGGGUGUGGUAGUGGAAAAGGCUGAGCAGGAGAAGAAAGUGGAGGGACAGGAGAGACCCAAAGGAAGAAUAGUGUGGAGCACCCGGUUGAGGACUUUUGACCCCCAGGUGUUCUGCCCAAAAGGAUUCUGGGUCUUAAUAAGGUUGGCAGCUGCUACAUUGUAUCUACCCAUUGAGGAUUCAUGGUGAACAUUAGCAUGCUAACUGCUCUGAAAAAGUCCUGCAAUAAAGAAUUCUGUUUGGUAUUAUUUAACCGACUGUUCUCUAACUUACACCUUGGAUCACUUUUCUUAAGCUGUAACAUCAUCAAUCAUCAUCAUCACCUUCAAUGUACAUCUGGGGACCUCUUUAGCUUGUUCGCCCAGUUAUUAUGCUCCCAGUGCCUAAAACUGGCUUAAACCAAAUGGUUAAAAAAUUUUUCUUUGGUUGCAUUAAUGGUCUCGUUAGAUCUUCAGAAUGAUUCGAUGAGUUAGGUACUAAUAUAACUUCCAUCUUACAAACGAGGCUUACAGAAGUCAGGUGACGUGUCUAAGGCACAAAGCUGGUGGGUGGAUAGGUGGUAUUUGAGCUGGGAUCUGCUUGCUGUCUCCCCAUCACCCUGCCUGUCUCUGGAAGGGACCCCAUACCCCCAGCUUCACCCAGUCAUGACAGAUGUGGUCUGCUGUUCUGGGACCUCCUGCAGUCCUUCUUGUCCUGGUAGCCAUGAACGUACUCGGAGAGCUCAGCUGUAACUUGAUCUUACCAGACUGGGGGUGACAGGGCGGGUGGGCAGGUGACGCCAGGGCAGGGAGAUUUGCCCAGACACUGGUGUGCAGCCGCCUGGAAGCCUGUGUGGUCCUGAGGAGACUGGGGAGCUUCGGGAGUUUGUCUCAGAGUCUUGGCAGUGGUCUUCACCAUGGGCAACAAGCAGACAGUCUUCACUCAUGAGCAGCUGGAAGCGUAUCAGGACUGCACCUUCUUCACAAGAAAGGAAAUCAUGAGGCUCUUCUAUCGCUACCAGGACCUGGCUCCCCAGCUCGUUCCCCUCGACUACACCAGCAGCCCUGAUGUGAAGGUGCCCUACGAGCUCAUCAGCAGCAUGCCCGAGCUGAAGGACAACCCAUUCCGCCAGAGGAUUGCCCAGGUGUUCUCUGAGGACGGGGACGGGCACAUGACCUUGGACAACUUCCUGGACAUGUUUUCUGUGAUGAGCGAAAUGGCUCCCCGCGACCUCAAAGCCUAUUAUGCUUUUAAAAUUUAUGACUUUAACAAUGAUGGCUACAUCUGUGAGUGGGACCUGGAGCAGACAGUGACCAAGCUGACGCAGGGGGAGCUGAGUGCUGAGGAGGUGAGCCUGGUGUGUGAGAAGGUGCUAGAUGAGGCCGAUGGCGACCACGAUGGGCGGCUGUCCUUGGAAGACUUCCAGAACAUGAUCCUGCGGGCACCUGACUUCCUCAGCACCUUCCACAUCCGCAUCUGA
Messenger RNA from Enhydra lutris kenyoni (northern sea otter), 1752 nucleotides. RefSeq names its product calcium and integrin binding family member 3. Lineage: Eukaryota; Metazoa; Chordata; Mammalia; Carnivora; Mustelidae. The transcript is spliced from 6 exons. Bases 1189 to 1752 code for a protein of 187 amino acids. Gene Ontology annotation, molecular function: calcium ion binding. The record is from RefSeq and is a predicted model, not a curated record.